GAAUACACUACUUUAUACAAACAUUACACUACAAGUCUUGUAUCUUGUAUAUAUAUAGAGCCACCAGAAAUAUUUUAAAUCACGUACUUGUAUCUAAGAAAACUAAGCCAAGUAUAUUUAUAAAUAAAUAAAUGCUUGACAAUCUUAUCGCAGAGUACGGGCACGGAUACGGCAAUGGCUACGGCCACAAGGAUCACAGAAGCAGAGGCUACGGCUUUGAGGAGCACAAGGAGUACAAGUCUCAUAUGGAGUCAGAAGGAGGCUACUUUGACCGUCAAGCCCGCUACGACCACCGCGUGAGGCUUCCGGCCAACCACGGCCGUCCACCCAUGGCUCACAUGCCUCUCUUUGAUGAAGACGACUCAGAUGUAGAGGAAUUCUAUAAGAGCAGCCGAAGCCACCACACUACUGUGUUACCGCACCACGGCAAAAACCACCACCAGCAGCCACCUCAUAUGAACUUCAUGCCCCCACCUCCGAUGUCUCAACCUCACCAUAGUGUAAGUGGAAAGAUGGGUAAUGGAUGGCAGGGGAAGCAUGAAGAUGCAUACCAUGGCGGGCACGGGAUGCAGCACCACGGUGAGUAUGGGAUGCAGCAGCACGGGAUGCAGCACCACGGUGAGUACGGGAUGAAGCAGCACGGGAUGCAGCACCACGGUGAGUACGGGAUGAAGCACCAGGACAGGCUUAUGGCUCCUCAGAUGUCACCACAUCAUGUCUACAUGAACCCAAACCAUGGCACUGGCAGUGGCCAUGCUGUAGUGGUCAAUGCUUCGGAAAACUGGCCAGUCAGCAACAGCGGUGGCGGCCAUUACAAGGCGGGGUGGGGGAGUAAGGGACUCUAGCUGCAACCAACUACUCUGCCAGUUCAAAAUAAAAGUAAUGAUUAUGUAUACUGAAUAAUAAUAUUAUAACUAAGACGUGUGUGAUGAACAUGUUUCAGUAUCGUACUAAGACCAAACAUGGGACUUUUAACAAAAAAAACAGAAAGUAUGCGUUCUCGUUUGAUGAACUUAUGAUUACUAAAGAGUGUUGUUGUUGCUGCUUAUGUUGAAUAAAAAUGAUGCAAGUAUUAUCAAUUGA
Messenger RNA from Raphanus sativus (radish), 1083 nucleotides. RefSeq lists its product as uncharacterized. The transcript is spliced from 2 exons. The record is from RefSeq and is a predicted model, not a curated record. The coding region runs from base 132 to 845 and encodes 237 amino acids. NCBI's taxonomy places the organism in Eukaryota, Viridiplantae, Streptophyta, Magnoliopsida, Brassicales, Brassicaceae.